Molecule: messenger RNA, 4111 nt
Organism: Anopheles coustani
Lineage: Eukaryota; Metazoa; Arthropoda; Insecta; Diptera; Culicidae
Product: protein prune homolog 2
Exons: 4
Coding region: 396-2177 (593 amino acids)
Cellular component (GO): cytoplasm
Source: RefSeq, a predicted model, not a curated record
GAAAAAAUAGUAAAUCUACAAGUGAUUACAUUUACAACGUUGCAGAAAAUAACGUGUGGUGCGAACAUGCCAGUAAUGAUUCAUCGGAAGUUACUGAAACCUGGUGAAUGCUACUAAUCCGUCUGGCUUUCAUGGUUGUUUCCACUCAUCCGCACAUCCUUCGAUUGAGGCAGUGCAUUGUUCCAGGUCGAUUAACAAUCGUCAAAAUAAAAACACGAACUUCCCAACGGGUUUACAGCCGUCGUACGCUGGUGCCCCUUGGUUGAAGGUGUUGUUGACCAGUGAAAACAUCUGUAACUUAGCUAGGGGGAUUACUGUCUCCUUUUCGAGCUAGUGAAGGAACAUCCUUGGAAACGAAAUUGCAUUCGGUUGUGGCAAGCGACGACGUGCCGUCGAUGAGUCUCAGCUUGGAAGACAGUCCAUUGUCGGACAAUAGAAUGGAUAUAUCGGAGACUACGACAUCGCAAGACUCUUCGCCCCCACCGCAGGCAAACACUCCCGAUUAUUCCCCGGUCGAUGAUACGGGUGGCGUCAUGGAGCCUUCCACAAACAUCACCAAUACCGAUACCACACUUGGCAAUGGCACCAGUGAGGCGACGACGAUGGAGCCAACCGACAUGCAUAAAAUGUCGCUUAACGACAAUAUUGCCGUCACGGUGCCCGCGGCUGUAGAGGGUGGAGCGAGUCGGCCCUCACCACGCGUAACAUCCUCUUCGACCGGGCUAACGCCGGUCAGCAACCAUCCGCUGAUGAUGUCACCGACCGGCUCCGACUCGGACGUGUCAGAGUUCAUCGUGCCGGUCAGAGGGAAGCCUGCGAUACGCAACUACUAUCACUAUCCGGACGUGGUGCCAGCGAGUGAGCAGCCGUUGCGUCUUGCGAGUCCAUAUUCGAGCCGGCGCAAUGUGGAGCCGAACGACAAGGAAAACGAUGGUGCCAAUGAAAAAGGGACGCCAUUGACCACGGUCACAGUGGCGUCGGGGGUACGUCGUGCUGUGAAAACUUCACCGGCUAAGCGAACGAUGGCACGCGUAGGUACGAACAAGAAGCAGCAGUACGGAAAAUCCACCACGACGGCCGCCACCUCUACGCUGGACGUUAUUAAUAAUGCCAUCCAUCGGGGCACUGAGGAGGCGUCGAACGGUUCCUCCAACGGACACCGCCGGGUGGAGGCGAUGGGUUCCGAUUUUUUCACUAGCGACUCCGAACCGGAACCGGAGGAAGAUGUAUCUCUGUUUCAAGCGUCCGUGGCACCGACAUUUCAGUCCGUUGCCCUACGACCUUCGUCUCCACCAGGGCAGGCACAACAAUCCAAAUCCAUCUCGCCACGGCUACACCAACGUCGAAAAGUUCCGCUGCCGAGCGAUCUGCUGGUGGACGAUGUGAGCUCGCUAGAGGAAACCCUCUCGAAUCAGAGUGUGGACGAGUUGCAGCAGAAUCUUGUCUCGCUUAGUCCCUCUUCUUCGAUACUGGACGAUAACGGGUUCAACGUGGACAUCGACGAAGAUUUCCUCGAUCUUCCCGGCACGCCAAAAGCUACACAGUUGCAGCAGCAACAGCUGCUUGACUGUCCAGUGGAUGCUACCGCACUCGCUGGAUCAUCUUUGCCACAGUACACGGCACGCGAGGAAGCCCGCGACAUUCGCAACUGGCAGAAGAUUACGCUUCCGGAUGGGAAAACGCGCGAAAUCGACAUGAAAGUGAUCGAACCGUACAAGUGCGUGCUGUCGCAUGGUGGUUAUCUGCAGGCCGGUGGCCACAAUGCGAUCGUGGUGUUCAGUGCCUGCCACUUGCCGGAUCGUUCCCGUGCAGACUACCACUAUGUGAUGAACAAUCUGUUCUUGUACGUCGUAAAAACGCUCGAGCAGCUAGUGACGGAGGAUUACGUGCUCAUCUACCUACACGGUGGAUCCAGCCGGGGCAAUGUUCCUCCAUUUCCGUGGCUGAAAAAAUGUUAUCAGCUACUAGAUCGUCGACUGAGGAAAAGCUUGCGAAAUCUUUACAUGGUCCAUCCGACAUUCUGGUUAAAGUCGGUCGUCUGGAUGGCACGUCCUUUCAUUAGUUCUAAAUUUUGGCGCAAGUUGGUCUACGUGCGAUCGCUGGAGGAACUUUACAAACUCGUUCCGGUGGAGAAAGCGGCCGUCCCGGACAAGGUAAAACAUUACAAUGCGCGGUAGAAAGGUGGAUUUCCCGCUCGACUAUAGGUAUGACGCAUCGGAUAAGAAGAAUAAUCGUGGAUGGUGGACAUUUCCUAGCACUUUCAGUAUUUAAAUGAAACAUUGGGUAUAUCGUGCAUUUAAUUUUGCGUGUGUAUUGAAUGAAAGGAGUUGAUCUUCUGUCAACAUACACUUGUACUCGGUCGGUCGUAUUAUAAUUGCAAUAAGUUGAUCUCCUUUUGUUGCACUAUUUCAUGGAUAUCUAUUUAAAACUACAUUUCAUUAGAAGCGAUCGGAUUGCAUAUUGUCGUGCGAAUCUAGAAACGUGCUAUAAGAAGAAUCAAUGAAACGUGUAGGUAUAUGCAGUGGACGAUGAACGUAAUAUGGUAGCUAAGUAGAAUGAUGGAAUCUCUGUGUGUAGUGUUAUAGCGAGAUAGUAAUCGUGGGAGCAUAGUCGCGACCGCAUAGACCACGAGGUGUGUCACGAGCAAUCAAACAGCUGGUAUAGAAUAUAAUUCGACAUUAUUACAACUAGCGCUAGGGUGGACAGCUGAACGUUUUCAUGUUGUGCACACAAAUCAGAUCGAAACUUUCAGGGCUUAGGAAACGAACUAAACGGUUCGCAACAAAAGAGGAGUUGUCUUUGUGUUGCUCCAUCGGAUGCAUAUCGAACCCCGGCAUACCGGUUACUACUCGCAUUCUUAUCGUGACUUGAACGUGUUGUGACAGGCAUCUUGCUGUUCAGGCUAGUAGUUGAAUCAUUAAUUUAGGCUUAGUUUUCUCAUAUCCAUACGUGUUUGGUUCUAGUAGCAAAUGAAGACUUUUUCGGAUGAUGAUCAUAAAAGACUGCUUUAUCAAUAAUUUUCAUUUUCCAGUGAAAUUAUUUAACUUUAAAAAUCAUGGGGCUGUUUGUAUUAUUUUUUUUGUUCGCGCAUAUCUAAUCUACCAUUACCAAAAGAUUCCCCCCAAAUGGGGCGAAAAAGAACUGCCUGAUCGUUUAUAUCAUAGGAAAUCUAUCGGUGUCUCGUAGUAGUGAUAAGGAUGAAAACGGAAUAGGAGCGGUGUGAAAUAUAUAAUAACUGAUUUUUUCAGACAACAGGACCUAAAGCAAUGAGCCAACAAUAAUACCAUGUUAUGGAAAAACAAAGGACAGACAGGUGACUUUGGCAGUUUUGACGAAAGAAAAGCGAGACCAUGCACUUGUGUUCGCUUUUUCUCAUUGAAGAAAUGGGCAGACGGAUAUAUACGACUAAACGAUUACGUGGCAGAGUAAUCAAACAACGAGAAUAGAAUAGUUUUCAGAUGAUUAAAAACACCUAUUUAAUGCGAUAUUACAAAGGCAGUUAAUAUGGUUUGUAUAUGCAAUAUACACAUCUGGAAUAUUAAAAAGAAUGUACAUUCCGGCGCAAAUGUACUGUUGUCAGCAUAUUUGAAUCGUACAGGGAAAUUAAUAUGAUUAUUUGAAGCAACGUUGAAGUAUUGUUAAAGCACCAACCAACCGGUUAGGAACGAUAGGGAAACGAGAGCUAAAACAAAAAUUGGUAUUUGUUUUCCAUUUUGUAUGAAACAUCGAUGAAAGUAAGAACAAAAUCAACUAGUACAAACCAUAGCUCGGGUCGUGAGAUAUAUUUUGCACAGCUUCUUGGUUGACCUGGGGAGCGUAUUUUCAACCGUUUCUUCCAUGCAAUGACGGAUCGUUUUCGCGUAGCACAGCCCUCCAUGAUCCAUUCGCCUACGCUCGCAGAUUACUUAAGUUAAUCCACUGAAAUAAAGGGAACUAUGGAGGAGAGACGAUUAUAAAACUAUUAAAGACAGAGAUUAUAUAUUCUAAAUGCUAAAUAUAUUGUGAAUAGUAGUUGACACACGUGAAACAACAUAAAGAUGUUAUAGCAAAUCAUAUGUUAUGCUACGAUCUCAACCGGGAGCAAAACCAUGUAAUGAACGAAUUGGAAAAA